This is a messenger RNA of Elgaria multicarinata webbii, 1856 nucleotides long. RefSeq names its product annexin A11 (gene ANXA11). Bases 117 to 1700 code for a protein of 527 amino acids. The record is from RefSeq and is a predicted model, not a curated record. Gene Ontology annotation, cellular component: cytoplasm. Lineage: Eukaryota; Metazoa; Chordata; Lepidosauria; Squamata; Anguidae. Gene Ontology annotation, biological process: cytokinetic process; phagocytosis. The transcript has 15 exons. Gene Ontology annotation, molecular function: calcium-dependent phospholipid binding; calcium ion binding.
GGGAAGAGCGCAGAGCGCGGCUGGGAAAAGACGCUGCUGCGCUCGAGAAGUGCCUGCAGCUUCCCGGACCAUCCCGACAGCACUCCUGGGUGGUUUAACCUGCCAAGUUCUACAGAAUGAGUUACCCAGGAUAUCCUUCCGCAGGUGGGUAUCCUCCCGCAGGUGGGUAUCCUCCUGCAAGUGGAUAUCCUCCUUCUGCUCCAGGCAGCAAUCCCUGGGGAUCUCCCAGCUACCCUCCUGCAAACCCUCCUCCAAUUGGGCUUGAAAAUGUUGGCAGCUACGCAAAUCAAUUUAAUCAAGAUCAUAUGGCCGGCAUGGCUGCCAAUAUGUCGGGAACAUUUGGUGGUGCCAACGCGCCACCGGGUAUAUACCCUCCGGCCUCUGGUGGCUAUCCUCCUGCUGCCCCAGGGGGCUUUGGGCAACCUCCUCCGGGGGGCUUUGGUCAGCCACCUCCAGGCGGCUUUGGGCAGCCUCCACAAGGACAGCAGUCGGCUUAUGGGAUGUACCCCCAAGCCCCAGGAGGAAACCCACCAUCGGGAAUGCCAUCUUAUCCAGCAUAUCCAGGCAGCCCCAUGCCGCCAGCAGGACAGCAGCCCCAACCAACGACGUAUCCUGGGCAGCAGCCCCAGCCAACAACAUAUCCUGGGCAACAGCCCAUGCCAAGUUAUCCUUCUGGCCCAACUGUAAAUCCUUCUAUGCCGUCCUAUCCAGGACCUACAAUGCCUACAGUUACUCCUGGAAUGUCCGGAAACCGAGGCACAAUCCAUGAUGCUCCAUCAUUUGACUCCCUGAGGGAUGCAGAAGUAUUGAGGAAAGCCAUGAAAGGAUUUGGAACUGAUGAACAGGCAAUCAUAGAUUGUCUUGGAAGUCGUUCAAACAAGCAACGGCAGCAGAUUAUGCUCUCAUUCAAAACUGCAUACGGAAAGGAUUUGAUCAAGGACCUGAAGUCUGAGCUCUCAGGCAACUUUGAGAAGACCAUCUUGGCAAUGAUGAAGACGCCUAUCCUAUUUGACGUUCAUGAGAUAAAAGAGGCUAUAAAGGGCGCUGGCACAGAUGAAGCCUGCCUGAUAGAAAUCCUGGCAUCGCGCAGCAACGAGCACAUUCGGGAAAUCAAUAGGGCAUACAAGACAGAAUUUAAGAAAACUCUGGAGGAAGCCAUCAGAAAUGACACAUCGGGACACUUCCAGAGGCUUUUAAUCUCGCUUGCUCAGGGAAACCGAGAUGAAAGCAGCAACGUGAACAUGUCAGCUGUUCAAGCUGAUGCUCAGGCGCUGUACGCAGCAGGAGAGAAUCGUCUCGGGACAGAUGAAUCCAAGUUCAACGCAAUUCUCUGUGCCAGAAGUAGAGCUCACCUAAGAGCAGUUUUCAAUGAAUACCAGCGAAUGUGUAACCGUGACAUUGAGAAGAGCAUAUGUAGAGAGAUGUCUGGAGACCUUGAAUCCGGGAUGCUGGCUGUAGUUAAGUGUAUGAAAAACACCUCGGCUUUCUUUGCAGAGAGGCUGCAGAAGGCCAUGAAGGGUGCUGGGACCAAAGACAGGACUCUCAUCCGCAUCAUGGUUUCGCGCAGUGAGGUUGACUUGCUGGAUAUACGGCAGGAAUACAAGCGGAUGUAUGGCAGAUCUCUCUACACAGACAUCACGGGCGACACUUCAGGAGACUACCGGAAAAUCCUUCUCAAACUGUGCGGUGGAAACGACUAAGUGGCGCUGGUUUGCAAUUUUGUUUGUUUCAAAAGAUCAGCUAGCAUUAUGUUACCGUUUUAUACCGCUGUCAAAUCUCUACAGUGCCGUGUUUGGUAAACAAUUCAUAUUCCAUUCACUUAACAUUGUAUACAGAAAUAAAUUCUGCUAUGAUAA